UCCACGUAAAGUGCAUUUAUUUGGUAUCCAAGAUGAAGCAGUACGCGAACAAAUUAAUUACAUUCUUGAUGAAAAUGAAAUUAUCAGCAAGGGUCCCAAUGGCACACUAAGCAUGGUGUUCGAUGGGAUUAAGAGAUUGAAUAAAGUUUGCGGCUAUUAUGAGAGUGUCGAAUUAAAUUUUAUGGUGCCUGGACAUACUAAAUUCAAGUGUGAUGGUAGUUUUGGAUUGAUCAAAAAGCUUUAUCGAAAAAUGACGGUAGAUUGUGUGGAUCAUAUUGUUGAGGUUGUGAAAAAAUCGAGUACAGCAGGAUUAAAUAAAGCUCAGUGCUAUGAAAACGGCAAAGGCUUUCAAUAUUUAGAUCUUAAUUCCGU
Ambispora leptoticha is the source of this 372-nucleotide messenger RNA. Lineage: Eukaryota; Fungi; Glomeromycota; Glomeromycetes; Archaeosporales; Ambisporaceae. The record is from the annotation of a GenBank genome assembly.